AUGUUUGUCAACUUUUCGUUUCGUGCCGAUCCUAAACUUAAAGAAUCUGCAUUGGAAGAGAUUCAAAAUCACAUUAAAGAUCAUUUAAACGAAAAUAAAUUGGUCCCAUGGUUUAAUUUUCAGCCGAACAAGGCUUAUCUUGUUGAGAUUUGGUUCAGAGAUAUCCAGCAAGGUUUAUCAGUGGUUAACCUUCUUUAUAAUGAUAUUUUGAAUUUUGUUUUAAAUAAUUUCAAUAAAUAUUAUAGCCGCCUGCGUGUCGAAUUUAAAGGAUCUGAUGUUUCAAUAUCAAUCUACGAUCCAUUGGCUGAUAUAAGUAUCUGGAAAGAACGAGAACAAGAAGAGCAAAAAUUACGAAAUUGGUUAAGAGAACCUCCAGAAACGUUUAUUGUCUUGUUGGGUCCAAGUGGAACUGGUAAAAGCAAAUUUAUUGAUCAAGUGAUUCAAGAUAAAAAAAAGCAUCAAAAGAAAUCAAAUAAAUUUAUUGAGCCACAAUUUGUAGAAUCUUAUGAUCCUGCUGAUAUUCCAAUCGUGGUGAUUGAUUCAUUUAUGACUAAAGAUACGACUGAGAGGGAUGAAAUUUGGAGUCAUUUAGCUAAAUUAGCUGCCUUGUUAGUUGAUAAUGGUGUUGCACAUGUGGUAUUUAUAAGUUCUAAUGUGGGAAUUGUUAAGAGUUUGAGUAAAGCUGUAAACUUGGUUAAAAUGAAUGUUGAUGGCUACAAUAUUGAAGGUUUAGAAGAAUUUGUUGGAAUUUUAGGUGGCCGGUUAACUGAUUUAAGAUUUUUUAUAAAUAAAAUUCGUGGUGGGCAAACUCCUCAAGAUGCCUUAAAUGAUUUAAUAACAAAAGCAACUAUUGAGAUUCGAAAAAUUGGCUUUGGUGAUGAUACGGAUGACGCAAAAACUAUCCCUUGGAAGGGAAUACAAUUUUGGUAUUUGAUGAAGGAAUUGGCUCGAAGCGAUCGUGUAUCAUAUGACGCAAUCAAAUUUUCACCAUUCUUUAAUGGGGAUGAUACAGCAAUUAGAGCUAUGGAAGAAGCAGAGUUGAUAAAUAUUUUACAGCUUAGUGGUCGACCGGAUCAGAUUCAACUUGGAAAACCACUUUAUAAAGCUGCAUUUGAACAUAUAUUAUCUGACUCAAUAUUUGCCGCCACUAUGGAAUUACAAACUGCCCAAUAUAUGUUAUCUCUUGAAACUGGAAAAAUAAAUAAAUUUGAAGAAGAAUUGGAGAAAUUAGGGCAAUUAUUUGUUAAACAAGAAGGCAAAUGGCUAUUGGGUGGUGGACAUGUUCCAGUUUCUGUAGAUGAGAGAGUGAAAUUUUUAUUAUCGAGAUUACAAAAAUCUCAUACAAAUGCUGAGAAAUGGCAAUUAGAAGUUGAUAGGCUUAAAAAAGUGGUUGCAAGUG
Racocetra fulgida is the source of this 1399-nucleotide messenger RNA. The record is from the annotation of a GenBank genome assembly. NCBI's taxonomy places the organism in Eukaryota, Fungi, Glomeromycota, Glomeromycetes, Diversisporales, Gigasporaceae.